UGUUCUGCUGAAUAAAGAAUGGAAGUGUCAGACAGAAAGUCUGAUUCAUUUUCUUCUAACAGUUGAUCAUUAUUCAAAGAUUUCUGUCGAUGGAUAAGAAGGAAGCAACGCGCACAUGCGGCCAAUGCCACAGAGACGUUGAAGUGGCCAACUUCACUCUGCAUGAAACUCACUGCAGCCGCUUCUUAUGCCUCUGUCCUGACUGUGAGGAAGCAGUUCCCAGACAGCAGCUUCAGCAGCACAGAGAGGAACAGCACGCCCAGGUGAGAUGCUUGAAGUGUAACCAGAAGAUGGAACGCUGUCAGCUGAUGGAUCAUGAAUCUGAUGAGUGUGUGGAGCGUCUGCAGAGCUGUCAGUUCUGCGAGCUGGAGCUGCCGUGGAAGGAGCUGAACGAACACCGCCUGGCCUGCGGGAGCCGCACCGAGCUCUGCGGCGACUGCGGCCGAUACGUCACCCUGAGGGACCGACCCGAGCACGGCUUGACCUGCUCAGCUACUGACGCCGGCUCCGGUCCUCCUCCAGCUACCGGCAAAAUACCAGCAAACAGCAAAAAAGUAACAGUGCUUUGCAGCAGAUGUGCGGCACCGUUUCCAGCUGAGGAUAUAGAGGAACAUGAGCUCAGGUGUGUUCCAGCAACCAGGUCUGAUGAUGAAGAGGAUGAGCCAGAGGAGGAAGAGGAGGAGGAGGUUUCUGAUUUCUCCAUGCGGGGGGUCAGUCGGAUAAGCAGCACCUGUAAGGCAAACUCCCUGUCGCACAGACCCAGCAGUGGUUCGUGGGGUGAGGGAGGGGACCCGUACCAGAUCAGCACCUGCCCCUACUGCCACCUGGCCCUGCCCCUCCUCACACUACGCUGGCACGAGGUGAAGUGUCAAAUCUACGUCCUCUUGAAAUAAAGACAGAGCUCCUCAAGGAUCUGCUGCUUCAGAACGAUGGAAGACAACUAUUCUGACUGCUGACAUGUCAUUUUAUUCAGUUUUAGUUGUAUUUUAAUGUUUAAAUCUUUCGGUUCAGGUUUACACUUUGUUUUUAGUUUUAGGUAGAGAGUAUGUGACUUGCAUGAUGAGUUGUUCGGAAUAUAGCAGUCUGUAUCCGAGCAAACCUGACACUCCUGAUACCUUCGUAAUGCUCUGUCUGAUAAACAGAAACACAGCGACUCAACUGUAAUGAUAAUUACUUCUGUCUAAACCAGUGAACAGAACGUUUUAAGUCAGAAAUCUCAUAUUUAGCAGUUUUCACAGGAGUUUCUAUAGAAAUGGGUCACAUGAUGCUGAAGUCUCCAUUAACAUAAAAGGUUUCCAUGUCAACGCCUGAAAUUCAGUCAUUUCAAAUACAUAUUAACAUACUGAAGAGGGACUUCCUGCGACACACUGACACAAAGUCACACGGUGACAGCUCUUGAAUGUUAUUGGUCAUUUGAAGUCUGUACAUCAGUUUUCAUGUCAUUUAGAGUAAAUAUCCGAUGGCACUAACCUGACUAACAUCAUCUAAGCUGAUGUUGUUGCUACUAUGUUUUGUAAUUUGAGGUGUAUUGUGUUUUCAUUGUAAAAUGUCAUUUUAAAAUAAAUUGAGAUUGUUAUCAAUGGUCAGA
Molecule: messenger RNA, 1588 nt
Organism: Chelmon rostratus (copperband butterflyfish)
Lineage: Eukaryota; Metazoa; Chordata; Actinopteri; Chaetodontiformes; Chaetodontidae
Product: XIAP-associated factor 1-like
Exons: 7
Coding region: 90-893 (267 amino acids)
Molecular function (GO): zinc ion binding
Source: RefSeq, a predicted model, not a curated record